Molecule: messenger RNA, 1061 nt
Organism: Kogia breviceps (pygmy sperm whale)
Lineage: Eukaryota; Metazoa; Chordata; Mammalia; Artiodactyla; Physeteridae
Source: RefSeq, a predicted model, not a curated record
AUGGAAGAAGCCCACGGUGUGGGGGCAGUGAUUGGCCCAAGGGCCUCACAGUCUGUUGGUGGAAGGUCUUCCUUCAAGGAGCCCGAGAGACGCCGCACAGCUAGUGGCUGCAUCUGCACAGCUGAGAACAACUGGAUCUUGUUCACACUCGGCCAGAGGAAGGUUCCUGGGAAAGAGGUAGAUGCACUGCAUGAAUAUCUGAGUGAGCUGGAAGCAGACUUGGCCGUGGGGGAUCAAGACACACUCCAAGAAGAUCAGCUGGACAGGAAGAGGUUUUUGAAGGAGUUUCCUAGGGUGAAGCAGGAGCUUGAGGAGGGCAUAAAAAAGCUCCACGCACUUGCAGACAAAGCUGACAAGGUACACAGGCACUGCACCAUCUCCAAUAUAGCAGUUUCCUCUGCUGGCACUGUGUCUGGUGUCCUGACCAUCCUUGGCCUGGCCCUGACACCCGUGACCGCGGGGGCCAGUCUGGCACUCUUUGCCACUGGGGUAGGGCUGGGAGCAGCGGCUGCUGUGACCAGUGUGUCCACCAGCAUCGUGGAAUCUGUAAGCAUGUCGGCAGCAGAAACCGAAGCCAGUCGCCUUAUGGUAACUGCUGACAACGCAGAGGUGUUUGGGGGGGCCGUAUGUAACAACACAAUCAACGUGGCUUCCUCGAUCGAGAAAAUCUACCAAGCCGUGCAAGAAGUUAAGAACAACGUCCGUGCCAUCAAGUUAGCCAAAGUCAACCCUAACUUAGCAGCCCGUGCUAAGCGCUUUGCGGCCACUGGGCAAAUCUCAGUCAAUGGCCAGAGGCAGGUGCAGAACGCUUUCAGAGGCACGGCUCUGGCAAUGACCAAAGGAGCCCGGAUUGCAGGUGUGGCCACCGCAGGUGUCUUCCUUCUGAUGGACGUGGCCUUCCUGGUGAAAGAGGCAAAGCACUUGCAUGAGGGGGCAAAGACGAAGUCGGCUGAAAGGCUGAGGCAGCAGGCCCGGGAGCUGGAGAAGAAGUUGGAGGUGCUCACCUGCAUCUAUGAGAGUCUGCAGUAGGGCUGGACUCCGCCCCCCCCCCCCCGAGCUGU